This is a messenger RNA of Myripristis murdjan (pinecone soldierfish), 4192 nucleotides long. RefSeq names its product mannosidase, alpha, class 2B, member 1 (gene man2b1). Bases 7 to 2976 code for a protein of 989 amino acids. Gene Ontology annotation, cellular component: lysosome. Gene Ontology annotation, biological process: mannose metabolic process. Gene Ontology annotation, molecular function: alpha-mannosidase activity; carbohydrate binding. The transcript is spliced from 23 exons. Lineage: Eukaryota; Metazoa; Chordata; Actinopteri; Holocentriformes; Holocentridae. The record is from RefSeq and is a predicted model, not a curated record.
UCCAACAUGGCGGCCGGGUCGCUGCGGCUGGCUGUUGGUCUCCUGCUGAUUCAAAGCGGAGUUUUAAGUUUCCCUCUCGGCCAGGACGUCCCGCACGCUGCGACAUGCGGAUACGAGUCAUGCCAUGCCACGAUGCCCAACAUGCUCAACGUCCACCUGGUCCCUCACACACACGAUGAUGUCGGCUGGCUCAAGACAGUGGACCAGUACUACUAUGGAGACCGUAACGACAUCCAGCACGCGGGUGUGCAGUACAUCCUGGACUCGGUGGUGGACCAGCUGUUGAAGAACCCCGACAGGAGGUUCAUCUACGUGGAGACGGCCUUCUUCUUCCGCUGGUGGAAGCAGCAGAGCGACGGCAUGCGGCAGACGGUCAAACAGCUGGUGAAUGAAGGCCGUCUGGAGUUUGUGAACGGCGGCUGGUGCAUGAGCGACGAGGCCACCACGCACUACAGCGCCGUGAUCGACCAGAUGACCAUGGGCCUGCGGUUCCUCAACGAGACGUUCGGGCCCUGCGGUCGCCCCCGAGUCGCCUGGCACAUUGACCCUUUUGGCCACGCCCGCGAACACGCCUCCAUGUUUGCACAGAUGGGUUAUGAUGGCUUCUUCUUCGGUCGUCUGGACUACCAGGACCGGGAUCGCAGGAGGACUGAUAAAGACCAGGAGCUGCUGUGGAGGGCUUCCGACAGCCUCACGCCGCCCAUGGCCGACCUCUUCACCGGGAUCCUGCCUAACGGGUACAACCCCCCCGACGGCUUCUGCUGGGACCAGUCCUGUGAUGACCCGCCAAUCCGAGAUGACCCCGACCUGGAGGACUACAAUGUCGAUGACGUGGUGAAUCGCUUCCUCAUGAUCGCCAGCGGUCAGUCUUUGGUGUAUAAGACCAACCACAUCAUCAUGACCAUGGGCUCAGACUUCCAGUAUGAGAAUGCCAACCUGUGGUACAAGAACCUGGACAAGCUGAUCCACUACGUCAACGCCCGGCAGGCCAACGGCAGCAAGGUCAACGUGCUCUACUCCACCCCCUCCUGCUACCUGCAGGAGCUGCACCGGGCCAACCUCACCUGGUCUUUGAAGACAGAUGAUUUCUUCCCCUAUGCCGACAACGCUCAUAACUUCUGGACGGGCUACUUUACCAGCCGACCGGCUCUGAAACGAUACGAGAGACUCAGCAACAGCUAUUUGCAGACGUGUAAUCAGCUGGAGGUGCUUGGCGGGCCGUUCUCCGGGAGCGGGCCCUUUGGCCACGACGACAGCUGGACCAUGAGGAGAGCGAUGGCGGUGGCUCAGCACCACGACGCCGUGUCGGGCACGGAGAAGCAGCACGUCGCCAACGACUACGCCAGGAGGCUCGCCGACGGCUGGCAGCACUGUCAGGUUGUGGUCAGUAACAGUCUGGCUGCUCUCAGCGGCUCGUCUGCUAAACGGAUCUACUGUGACAACCUCAACAUCAGCGUGUGUCCUCUCACCGAGUCCAGCCACAAGUUCUCAGUGAAUGUGUACAACCCUCUCGCUCGGCCCGUCACUUGGCCGGUCAGGCUUCCUGUGAACGGGACAGCGUACACCGUGUUAGACGCUAACGGCAAACCUGUGGACAGCCAGGUGGUUCCAGUGUCCGGCGCCACGCGGCAGGUGAGGAAGAACCGGGGCUCCGCCGCCAACGAGCUGCUCUUCCAGGUUCAGGCUCCCCCUCUGGGCUUCAGCACCUACUCUGUGUCCCUGCAGCGGCGCGGCCCGCCUCCCGCCUCCACGCGGCCCCGCACGCCGCCCGCCAUCCAGAACAAGUUCCUACGAGCGACCUUUGACCCAGACACAGGCCUCCUGAGCAGCCUCAGUAAUCUGGAGACCAAACAGACCAUCAGACUGACACAGAACUUCUACUGGUACAAUGCCAGUGAUGGUAAUAGCUCGGUCAGUAACCAGCCGUCAGGUGCCUACAUCUUCAGACCAAACUCCUCCACGCCCUUCGUCAUCAGCAGGACGGCCAAGACAGAGAGCCUGCAGACCUCGGUGGUGCAGGAGGUGCGUCAGUGGUUUUCCCCCUGGGUGUCUCAGGUGGUUCGCCUGUACGCCGACAGCAGGGCUCUGGAGCUGGAGUGGACGGUCGGGCCGCUCCCCGUCGAUGACGACCUGGGGAAGGAGGUAAUCACUCGUCUAGACACGAGUAUCGACUCUUCAGGGAUUUUCUACACCGACUCCAACGGCAGGGAGGUGCUGCAGAGGAAGAAAGACUUCCGGCCCACAUGGGACCUGGAACAGACGGAGCCCAUCGCUGGAAAUUACUAUCCCAUCAACUCCCGGGCUUACAUCAAGGAUGAUGUGAACCAGCUGACUGUGGUGACAGAUCGCUCUCAAGGAGGAGGCAGCAUCCAGAAUGGCUCUCUGGAGAUCAUGCUCCAUCGCCGGCUGCUGUACGAUGAUGUGCGCGGGGUGGGCGAGCCCCUCAACGAGACCUCCGACGUUUUCCCAGAAGGCCUUGUGGCGCGCGGCCGCCUGCUGCUCACCCUCGACCGCCCGCAGAGCGCCGCCGACACACAUCGCCCCCUGGCACAGGAGGUGGUACUGCAGCCGCUCCUGACGUUCACCAGCGGGGAUCUGCACCCCAACACACGACUGGAGUUCUCCGGGCUGCAGGAUGCGCUGCCCCCUGCUGUCCACCUGCUGACACUGAGCCAGUGGGGCGAAGACUCGGUGCUGCUGCGUCUGGAGCAUCAGUACCAGAGCGGAGAGAGCAAGCAGCACACACAGCCUGUCACCGUCAACCUGCAGAAGCUGUUCUCCACUCUGGAGGUGCUCGGGGCGUCGGAGCUGAACCUGUCAGCCAAUCAGUGGAAAGAGGAGAUGACGCGUUUUGAUUGGAAGAUCCGUGCAGGUGAGAAGCCCCGGCCGAGGCGGCCCGCAGACCCGUCCGUGUGGGAGGUGACCCUGAAGCCCAUGGAGAUCCGCACCUUCAUGCUCCGAGUCAGACUCAGAUAGCCGAUCGCCGGCCGGGGUCCGAGUGGCAAGUCCGUUUCAAAAAUUAGCCAAUGCGAUGCCAAUCAGACGCGUUCCCGCCCGCUUUACUCUUCACUCUCGCCCGGAUCUGAUUCCACCGGGCGAGGCUGUACCGACGUUUGAGAUUGGACGGAAAUCUGUUGCCAGUCAAGGAGAUUAUCCUGUGUUCACACUGCAGGCCACUUGGGUCACUCUAUUCACACUGAUUAGAUGCAGUAUGUCGAAACAAUAGUCCUUUCGAAUUUUUACCGAAUACACUUUUGUUAAGAUGAUUCUUGUGUCCUGCUAAAACUUGAAAUCAACUUUUUUUUUUUUUUUUUUUUUUGUCUAGCUGAAACAAGGAAGUGCAGAAAUAGUCAAGUUGUGGCGUGUUGAAUGUUCAACCGAGUUUCUGUGGUCGCUCAGCUCUACAGGAAACCAAAGGGCUUCCCGGUGGCUUGUAAAUCACCUCGCUCGGUGUGAAGACGGGGUUAGACGCGUGUGGAAACCAAGAUUUGAUUUCUAAAUAUGUGAUCUCCCCCCAUGGCUGUUUUUAAAAUGUGGAAAAGAACCCGUGUUUGAUGAAUGGGAUGAAUUCUGAUUCGCUGUUUGCAGUCAUGGGCGUUCCUGGUUCAUGUUCAGGAUUGUCAUGCGCUGCGUUCGAGGUUGCCGUUUUUUUCCAAGAGGGAAAAAAAAACCUCAAUCAGCACUGUCAUAUCUUUUGUCAAUUUUACAAGAAUGUCCUUAAUCUUAACAUCGACAUCCGGGUUUGUUGGAGAUUACACAGUGGAUCGUGGAAGGAUUUUAAAUCUAGGGAGUAUUUUUCACUUGUGAGUUCUGUAUAUAUGCUGAAGCUGCCUUUUCCUCCCGCACACGCAUCACUCAGGGCGAGGCGGCGAGGCCGAAGAAGACUCCCGCUCACUUUGAAACACAAACGAAGCGAGAGCUAAAAUACCACUUACCGACUUUGGAACAGAAAAGACACAUUUUUCCAGCCCAUACAUGGUUUUCACCCACACAGAAAACUGUCCGGUCUCGAGUUUUUCUCGCUACGACAAACGGAUGCCAACUUGGAAUGACUGACUGAUCUGUGCAAUAAGUGUAAUCUUUGUAUUUCUGUCAAACGUGCGCCUGUGCCAUACAUGUAAAAAAAAAAUUUUUGUACUGAUCUCCAAGCAGCUCAUAUUAAAAAAAAAAAAAACUGCCUCAUGUUCUCGUU